Molecule: messenger RNA, 909 nt
Organism: Patella vulgata (common limpet)
Lineage: Eukaryota; Metazoa; Mollusca; Gastropoda; Patellidae
Product: cocaine esterase
Exons: 7
Source: RefSeq, a predicted model, not a curated record
AUGUUUGAGUAUGAUUUUCCUAACUUUACAAACAAUGAUCUGAGCGAAGAUUGUCUUUACCUAAAUAUAUUUGCACCUAAGUUUAACAAUGGUAGCAGAAACAGUGAGAAUUUACCAGUCAUGCUUUGGAUUCACGGAGGGGCCUAUACCUACGGGUCUGCCAUGGAGUAUGACGGACGUGUCUUAGCAACCUACGGAGUCGUCGUCGUAACUAUUAACUUUCGCCUUGGGGUUAUGGGCUAUUUAUCAACUGACGACCCCGUAGCACCAGGGAACUAUGGUAUGUUGGAUCAGAUUGAGGCGUUAAAAUGGAUACAGAAAAAUAUAUAUUAUUUUGGUGGUAAUCCUUCCAAAGUGAUAAUAUUUGGUCAAAGUUCGGGAGGUUCCACGGUUUCUAUGCACAUGUUUUCUCCGCUAACUAAAGGUUUAUUCCAUGGUGUGAUAGCCCAGAGUGGUGUAGCUACAGAUACUUUUGCUAUAUAUCGUCAUCCCUAUCGUCCAAUCAAUACCACCGAAUCACUAGCCAGGGUAGCUAAUUGUCCUACCAAUGAUUCUCAAACUAUGAUCAACUGUUUACGAGGAAAACCGGCAAUGUUUCUAGCUGAGGCUAAAGUAGAGCAACCCCCAAUGAGUGCACCGUGGGUACCGAAUGUUGAUAAAUAUUAUUUAAUGGAUCUACCAGAAAGAUUAUUAGAGCGAGGUGAAGUUAACAGCGUACCUUUAAUAGCUGGUAGUGUUACUAGUGAAACCGGGGAAGAUUAUACUUAUCUACCAGGUAUAGAGAACGGUAUAAAUCAAACAGAACUACAUGAUGUUUAUAGUAUACAUUGUCAGCGAUAUUUUGACCAGACUGACAUCAUGUUGGAUGCAAUUAUGUGUCAAUAUGGCGGCAAACCAGACGACCCAAUA